AUGCCAUGUGGGGGGACGUGGCUAUGUGGGGGGACGCACCGUGCAGGGGAUGUGGCCGUGGCCGGCCCCCAGCGAGCCCCGCGUGCCCCCCUCUGUGUCCAGGUGAUCGGUGAGGAUGACGUGGCCGUCCCCUCGCACCUCUACAAGGCCGUCCUGGCCCGCAGGAGCGCCGACUCCCCGGAGCCCCUGGCAUUGGGCGCUUUCGUGGUCCCCAACGCCCCCAUCGGCUUCCGGCCCCAGCUUGCCGAGUUCCAGGUGAGUAUCCGCGACCUGGAGAGGAUGACCGGGAUCGAGUUCUUCCCUCGUCUGGACAAGGAGAAGGAGGUCAGGAACCUCUGCGAGGUGGACACGUGUCGGCUCCUGGACUUCCGUGAGUUCACGUUGUACCUGGGCAAAAGGAAGAUCCGGGGAGCGCGGACGCUGCGCAGGCUGGAGGCGGUCAUGCGUGAGCUCAAGGAGGCCGGGGUGCAGCCUGACAAGGACCUCCUUGGUCUCUACCGGGAGAGGCUGCAGGAGCUGUCCCCCCGGGACCCGCCGGACGCUCCGGACAGAAGGUCAGGCUGAGGGGCUCAGGCCGGGGAGGCGGCCAUCUGCCCGGGGCACAGAGGCCCAGUGACUUUGGGGCCGGUCGUUGAGGCAGGCCGUGCUGAUGACAGAACCUAGAUGGCGGGUCGCCUGCCCAUCUCUCUUUGGCUUGUGCGGAGAGAGAGGCCCCUCUGUGCUUCCUCUGUGUGCCCCGGCCCUCCAGAGGACCCCACAAUCGUAUAUUUAGGAAAGUCCCCUUCCUGGCCCUGGUCAGCCUCCCUCGGAGCCCCACAGCGGAGCCUUUCUUCCCCGAGGCUUGCCUGACUGAGGGAUUAGCCCCAGACCCAGCAUUGUGUCUGCUUGGCCUCCUUCCUGCCCUCAGGGCUCCCACAGAGGCUCCCUGGAUGCUGGGACCCCCCCCCCUCCCCCCGGGAGACAGACGAGAGGCAGACUAUAGCACAGCUCGGCCUGGUGUCUCGCCUCGGCCUCCUUCCCCUCCGCUGUGAGUCUGGGCCCCUGGGCUGGCUGGAAGAAGCUCUC
Gracilinanus agilis (Agile Gracile Mouse Opossum) is the source of this 1065-nucleotide messenger RNA. It is a transcript of the gene EXOG, whose product is annotated as exo/endonuclease G. Bases 1 to 564 code for a protein of 187 amino acids. Gene Ontology annotation, cellular component: nucleus; mitochondrial inner membrane. The transcript has a single exon. Lineage: Eukaryota; Metazoa; Chordata; Mammalia; Didelphimorphia; Didelphidae. Gene Ontology annotation, biological process: apoptotic DNA fragmentation. The record is from RefSeq and is a predicted model, not a curated record. Gene Ontology annotation, molecular function: 5'-3' exonuclease activity; nucleic acid binding; RNA endonuclease activity.